AUGGCGAAGAAUUCCACUCCAUCUGUUGCAUACCUCGAGGAGGCCGACGACGACGGCCACGCUAUCCCCGGCAUCGCACCUAAAUACGCCAGAUCCACCGCAGCGAGCAGUCCUUCCAAGGAGCAACCCAACACGAGCAGAUCGCGGAGAGACUCUCACCGGCUCGAGUCGAGAUCGCCGAGCACCUCGGAUUCGGAGUCCGACAUCACCGAGCCCCCCGUACCGCCCUCCAAGCGAGAGCCCAAGAUCAAGAUGAAGGAGGAGAAGAAGCGGUCCUUCGUGGUCAAACCGCAGCGUCCGCCCCCCCGCACCCGCAAGACUGCUCCGCCACCCACCUCCCGUAUCUCGGACGAGUCGUCCUACUACGGAGUCCACCCACAGCAGACUAUGGCGCCCGCAUCCUCGAGGCCUCGCGCCCAUACCCGGCCCGAGCCCUCCUAUAGCCAACGCCCGCCCCUAUCGACGUCAGCCUACGCUCACCAGCCGCCGCACCCGCACCCGGCACAAUUCCCUCCCCCUUCGUACCCCCCGCCUCAGUGGGCCGCCGGGGGGCCCAUGGGCGGGGUGCCCAUGGGGAUGGGCCCUCCUCCCCUCCCUCCUCCGAUGGGACACGCGCUGGUCCACCAGCCGAUGCCCCCCCCUGGGUACGGGGAGAUGAACCACGGCAGAGAUCUGGCCUCCCGCUUCCGGCGUCCGCAGUCUGCCAUGGGGUUCCACCAGCCCUCCAGGUCCCACGAGUACGAGCCGUCGAAGGAGAAAGCGCUGGCACGCCGGACCUCGGUAUCGAGGAAGGCUGCCAAAGAUCCCGACGACCGCAUGCGGAUGCCCCCCCCUCAACGACCGGCUUCUACUCGACCGGAGCGCUUGGUCCUGCGUCCGGGCCCGCCACCCCCGGCGAGGAGAAAGUCGGUCGGGUUUGAGGACGACGACUUGGAGGACGAAGCAGACCUUUACAAGGCCGUGGCCACCCGCCGUGAGGUGGAAUACGGUUCUGGCGCUCUCCCCUCCCGAUCAAGGGCGGAAACCUUCGACGUGGGCUCGGCUUACGAUCUCGGCCACUACGAGCUGGAGCCCGCGUCGCGGAGUCGGCGAAACUCUUUUUAUAACUUCGAGGACAAGGUGCGCGAUGCUUCCCGGUACCAGGAAGACGUGAGCGGGCCCAACACGCUGCUGACGGCCGAAUCCCUCCGGCGUGUGAAGAACGGAGGUAGCAGCCGCUCAACUCGCAGCAGCGAGAGUCGUGACGAGAGCGAGUACAAGCAAUCGGCCACGACCCGCACCACCCGGUCUGGUAGCGGCGAUGACGACAUUACCAUCAAGCUCCCUAUGGGCGCCGUCAUCGAGGUCGGAAACACCAAGAUCCACUGCAGGGACGGCGGCGAUAUCAACAUUGGCCGGAACGGAACUUCUCGUGGGGGGGGCAGCGACCGUGCCACUUCGUAUGAUGACGACCGGAAAAGCCGGGCGGACAAGUCGACAACGCGAACGCGGGCCAGCUCCCAAGCCGGAUCAUACUCCCGGACACGCCGCAUGAGCUCGCGCGCGUAUGCGCCACCCGCUUACGGGCCCUACGACGAUCCCUACGAUAGCUAUUACGAAAGUCCUCGCCAUGCUCCGUACUUGGGUUACCAAUCCGAGGACCUCGAUUACAGCGACGACGAGGAGGACGACUGA
This is a messenger RNA of Durotheca rogersii, 1674 nucleotides long. RefSeq lists its product as uncharacterized. Lineage: Eukaryota; Fungi; Ascomycota; Sordariomycetes; Xylariales; Xylariaceae. The coding region runs from base 1 to 1674 and encodes 557 amino acids. The record is from RefSeq and is a predicted model, not a curated record. The transcript has a single exon.